Paracoccidioides brasiliensis Pb18 is the source of this 495-nucleotide messenger RNA. RefSeq lists its product as uncharacterized. The transcript has 2 exons. The record is from RefSeq and is a predicted model, not a curated record. Bases 1 to 495 code for a protein of 164 amino acids.
AUGAAUAGAAAUGAACAUGAAUACAAUAUAUCUAUCUUUGAGCUUAGAGGAGAAACUGGUCAAAGAGAUGAAAUAAAUAUGAAUGAAAGCAAUAUGAAUAUGAUGCAAAUGAUGAUGAAAUACAUGAAAAGACAGAAUAGACAGAUAGAAAGACUCAUACAAAGACUAGAAGAAAACUCAGAUUUCUUGUCAAAUACUACUAAGAAUCUCAUUAAGAAUAAAGUUGAAUUUUGCAAAGAUGCAAAGAUCAAGUUGAAAGAAAAGCAUGCAAUCAUUCUCACUGAAGCUGAGGGUACCUAUCAUGAUCUAUUCAUACUAGGACUGAGAGACUGGCAACAGGAAUUUGUUAGAAUAAAGCUGGAUGAUUUCUAUGCCAUCAAGCAGGGCCCUAUUCAGAAUCUGAACCUUGAUGAAUUGAUGGAUCAGUUGGCUACUCAUGCCACUACCACUACAACUCAUCCCAACCCAUCUGCCGCGAAUGCUGCCACUGAAUGA